CUGGUUGUGCGAUCCCGUGUUGUAACGCGACAAGAGAGCUUGGUGCAUUCGAAUCGAAGAGAGUGUCGCGUUCUAGCUCGUUUCCGCGAACGAAAAAGAGAGAAAAAGCCAUUAAAAUCCGUUUUUCUCUAUGCUUCCGUCCCCGUGAUCGUUAAAUCGCUCGGUCGAAACGUCGCAAAGUUUUGUUCGGGGGUGGAUCACGAAAGUUGAGUUUUUUGUGUGUGUUUCUUUUACAUUAGUUUUUGACGAGUGUGUGAACGAGAUUCCCGAACGAGAGAGUCUCGUUCGGAAUCUUCCUACGGUGCGAGUGUGCGACGGGUGUCAAAUGUUAUUAAGUGAGUUUCUCCUCCGGGCUUAUGUGAAUCCCCUGGAAAACGUACACGACAUUUUUUUAAGCCACACUCUAGUUUUUGUGCCUAAACGUCGCGUAUCGGGUUUCAGUCCGGUUUUGGGAUGCUGAGAAAAUGGGCACGGAGGGAAAUCUAGAAGGAAUCGAGUGAAGCAGCGGCGUCGCGGGAAAGUCGAUGAUAUUUUGAAGCCCUCCGAUCGCACUCGCGGCUCUGCUCGGUGUCUAAUUGCGAAAGGAAAACACUGGUGGAAGACCUAAUCGAAAAUGGCCUCGACGAGCGGACACAAGCGAAACAACUCGAGCUCGAGCAUGCUCAAUCACAAAAUAAACGAGCCCCUCGGACUCGCGGCCACCGGCGCUCUCAUCCCGGGCCACAAACGAUCCGAAAGCGGUCACAAACGGACCGAAAGCAUAUCCAGUGCCUUUGGUCAUAAACGAAGCGAAAGCGGACACAAAAGAAACGGAAGCGGCGGCAUCGGCAUCGGCUCCGGAGCCGGAUUCGGACACCGAAGAUCAGAGUCGGCGAGCAAUUAUCACACGGGGCACAGGAGGAACGAGAGCAUGUACGCGAUGACUGGGCUGUACGCGGAGAGCACCGGAGCUGCAGCGACCGGGGAGAAGGCCGAUCCCCUGCAAUCGAGCGAAAGACUCACCCACGACGCGGUUAUAAGGUGUCACAGCAGAAAUCCGAGCUCCGGUCUGGUCGAUCACAGAGAUUUCAUCAUCAAAUGUCACAGCAGGAAUCCCAGUGCUUCGAUGGUCGACAGAACGGAGAAGGAGAGAGCCCAGACGCCACCGAUCAAUCCGGAUUCCAAGGACUGCGGUAUAUUAAGCUGCAGACCAGCCUUCGUACAGAGAUUCGCUGGCAUCAAGGUUUUUGUGUUUCUUCUAUCGUUCCUAGUUACCGUACAACAAGCGCUCAGUUCCGGUUACAUUAAUUCUGUGAUAACGACGAUUGAAAAAAGAUUCGAAAUACCUUCGAGUCUCUCCGGGCUGAUCGCGAGCUCCUACGAAAUUGGCAACGUCAUUACCGUCAUUUUUGUCAGUUAUCUUGGCAGCAGAAGACACAUUCCCGUCUGGAUCGCUAUCGGAGCCGUGAUAAUGGGUUUAGGAUCGAUGAUUUUUAUGGUGCCGCAUUUUACAGCUGAACAAAAUUUGACGACGUCGUCGAACAAUUCGAGCGGCGACAACAUUUGUCGGGGUGUUUCGUUGCGCGAACAGGACAUGGGACUGGGUCGUCUCUCUUCUGGACUCUCCUCCCCGCCUCUCGCGCCCCACAACAAUCUCCGGGGCGACAAUUGCAUCCAAGGAUCGCCCUCGACCACGGGUCCGGUUAUGCUUUUCGUACUUGCUCAACUUUUACUCGGUUGCGGUGGUUCUCCGCUGUUCACACUUGGCACGACUUACAUCGACGAUCACGUUCGCCCCGAAAGCGCUUCUCUUUAUAUCGGGUGCAUGUACAGCAUGGCUGCGUUCGGCCCAGUCCUUGGAUUCCUCUUGGGAGCUUAUCUGCUUUCGUUUCACAUGGAUUCCUUUUCAUCUUCGAUCAUAAGUAUCGAUCCCGGCGAUCAUCGGUGGGUCGGAAUGUGGUGGGGGGGCUUCCUCUUGUGCGGUUUGCUACUGAUCCUCGUCGCAAUUCCAUUCUUCAGUUUUCCAAAAACUCUACAACGCGAAAAAGAGAAAAUCAAAAUAAUCGAAAAGAGCAAGCCCCAGCCAAUUGCAUCCAAGGACAAGGAUCAGAGCAAGGAUCCCAAGAAGCAGGAAGCAGAAAAGAACAACGAUAGUGGUUACGGAAAAGAUAUAAAAGACAUACCACGCGACAUGUGGCGCUUGGUGUGCAAUCCAGUCUACGUCGUAACGUGUUUGGGCGCUUGCAUGGAGUUGGUCAUAGUAUCAGGUUUCGUGGUAUUUUUGCCAAAAUACUUGGAGACUCAAUUCAGUCUCGGGAAGAGCCAAGCGAGCAUAUUUACGGGUUCGAUCGCGAUCCCGGGGGCCUGCAUAGGAAUAUUUUUCGGUGGUUGUUUGCUCAAGCGUUUGGAGCUCAGGCCGAAAGGAGCGGUCCAAUUUGUCCUCGUUUCCAACAUCAUUUGUCUCACUUGCUACGGACUUUUGUUCUUCCUCGGAUGCGACAACGUCAAAAUGGCCGGGACGACGAUUCCCUACUUCAACAGCAGCGGCCCCGGGGUCGGAAAUCUCGCGGCCACAGCCGCCAAGGGCACCGAACCUUUUCAAGUCAAUCUCACUGCCGCCUGCAACUUUGGAUGCGAAUGUCGAAUGAACGACGUCGAGCCUGUUUGUGGCAACAACGGCCUUACUUACUUCAGCCCCUGCCACGCCGGGUGCACCGCCUUCAGCUCCAAGUCCAACUUCACCAAUUGCGCCUGUAUUCAUGGAAAUCUUACGAUGCUGCCACGAGCAGCGUCCGAAUUCGCCGAAGUGACGGUUGUCCCGGUCGCGACCGCCGGGCCUUGCAUUUCACCUUGUCGAACGAUAUUUCCCUUCCUCAUACUUUUAUUUUUCAUGACCUUCAUCGUCGCAGUUACGCAAAUGCCUUUGCUGAUGAUAGUUUUACGCUCCGUUUCCGAAGAAGAAAGAUCCUUUGCCCUCGGCAUGCAAUUCGUUAUAUUCAGACUCUUCGGAUACAUACCAGCUCCGAUCCUCUUCGGUAAUCUUAUCGACUCUACUUGCUUGCUGUGGAAAAGCGCGUGCGGCGAAAAAGGCGGUCGUUGUCUGCUUUAUGACAUUGAACAAUUCAGAUACAGAUACGUGGGGCUUUGCGCUGGCAUUAAAAUCCUCGCAUUGGCUCUGUUCCUCGUCGAUUGGUGGCUCGUGAGGAGGCGAAAGCAAAUGGAUGAAAUGCCGGUUCAGUUAACGGUCAACGAAUUGGUUGGCUCGAUCAUCAGUCUCGACAAACUUUUCGAAGAGCGAACAACGCCUCACGAAGCGGACAACGCGACGACGCCAAGCUCAGCAUUCCAAACUCCAUCGUCAAUAAUAUCAUCGCCGACAGAGCCAACGAAAUCUACGAAUCUCGGGGAAAUUGAAUCGCUUCAAAGGACUCAAGACACGACGACGAUAGAGUCCAAAUCCAAUCCGGAAAUAUCAGACACGAGGCAACCUUCUGAAGGAAAUGACCUCGAUCCGAGCGUCGACGUAAGACCAAAACGACCCAACGAUCAAUCCCACAAUUAUGAUCGCGAUAUUGCGACUUAAUUUACCAAAAAAAAAUAACUAAAAUAAUGACGCCUCGAAUAUCAGUUCAAUAUUUCGACUUUAAACGAUAAACGAUCUGCGAAUCUCACGUUGGGAUAAAAUUUCGCGAAACUUCAUCAAUUUUAUCAAAAUACAGUUGGAUUCAUCCUUUUUUCAAUACUAUUCUCUUUCAUUUUUUUCUUUUCCUCUCGACCAAGAAUGUUUUACACGUGAAAAGACUUGAAGAAAUUUCUAAAUCGCAGUUUUUUCUCAUAACCUUUGCCACACUCGGUGUUUUAUAUUUUCAUUAUUACAAAUUUUAAAAUUCUCGUACUAUUUUCAUGGGAUUUUUCAAUAUUGGAAAAUCGUCGUAUUUUCCAGCCUAAUAAGUUUUUUUUAACAUUUUUUCUAUAAUCCUUUUGUUUCAACGAAUAUUCGCUUCUCAAAGAAACAAAAAAUUUCGUUACUGUGUCGUGCAUUAUUUGGCGUUUUAUUUGAAAUAGUUGAAAAUUUUUAAGAACUUUUUCAACUUUUCAAGUUUAUAUUCUCAUCGGAAUGAAAAAAAAUCCAUUUUUUUUUUUAUCACUUUUCUGAAAAAUCAUGCGACAACGGUGUGUCCAUGAAAAAAUACAUUUUUGGAAUGAGAAUUCCAUUAAUUCGAGGGCCGGUUCGAUAUUCUCAGAAUUCAUUGAAACAGAUAGCAAAGAGUGAAAAUUUCGAAAAACUGAAUAAUCCCAUUGGACGAAUAAGCGUGCAAGUGUGAAACAUUCUUCAGGCCGAAUUUAACGAAACGACAAUGAUUCAGGGUGAUUUUUACCAGCCGAGUUUCGAUUGUAAAUAAUAAAAAAUUGAGAGAAAACGAAGAAAAUAGAAAGAGAAAAAAGGACGAGAGAUAAAAUCACAUAAAAAAUGAAAAGAAAUAAGAAAUUCCUGCCUUAAGAAACAUAAGACUAGAAACUCGAAGAUAAAAUAAGUAAUUAAUCAAUAUUGUAAAUAUUUGUCGUUUCGAUUGAGAACGGGCAAACUAUUUAUUGCCGAUCGAUCGUCAGGCAAAUAUCGUGUCGAACGUCGUCGUCGUCGUCGUCGUCGUCAACUAUUGUUACGGAAGAUUUCAAUUUUUUUUUUCUCUUCUUUCGUUGGAGAUUUAGGUCACGAGAGGGUCGCGCAUUAACCUCGUUGACAAUUUUAGCAGUCAAUAAAUAGGAUAGUUGUAGAAAAAUAGUUGAGAAUUUUAAGUUUAAAGGAAAAACGAAAAUUUUCUCGUUUCGGGGGAAACACACUCACCGCGAGAAUGAGAAAAAAAUGUGGCACCGUUCCCGGUCAUUUUUAUUAAUUAUUUUAAUUGCAUUUUAGAGAGCUCUAAAAUUGAAAGCUGACGAGAUCCUCAUGGGACAGGCGAAAAAAAAUCAAUUUUACGAGAGAAUAAUUUCGAUUUUGAUACUGAAAUUCUGAGAAAGUAACUUUAUUUCGAGUUUUCCCUUGAAAAUUUUUGAGAAAUUGAAUUUUAGUGGUUUUAAAAAGUUAAAUUUUAGCAGCAUUGAAUAUUGUGCUCGAUGAAAAAUUGACUGGAGGCAAAAUCGAUGGAUUUUUUUCAAAUUUUACACCGUGGAAAAUAUUCCCCCGAACAAUGAAUUUGUAGAUUGACGAUAGAAUUUUAGUUUUUCCUUAAAAAUAGAACGGGCAAAUAGUCAAUAUUGAAAGGAGGAGGGUCUCGAUUGAGAGGAGAUUUUAUUCCGAAAGGAGAAAAAGAAGAAAAGAAGAGAAAAGGAAAAGAAAGCAAAUUGUAAAGCGUACCUGAAAAGCCCCUCUCUCGAUUCGAAAUAACGAACGUGAAAAUCACAAUUUUUAACAGGAAAGGGGGUGCUGCGAACGAGAGGGGAAAAAAGGGAAAACAGAAAGAUUUAAAGAAAAAUAUAUUUAAAAGGAAAUACUCAGGAACGAAAAAGCACACAAAAGUUAAGAAAUAAUAAGGUAGAGUAGAAAUUUCACGAAUCAACGUCGCCGAAUCAUUUUUUAAUCAUUUUUUUCUGUCUUGUUUUUUUCUCCUCUUUUCUUUCACCUUUUUUCGUUCUUUCAUCGUCCUCGAUCAAUUGAUCUUCCUUGGGAUUAUCUUUUCCACUAAACUCGUUGAUAAUCCUUAAAUUUGAAAGUAUGUGCUGGGGGUUGCGCAUAAUUUCAAACGCCCUUUUUUUCAAUCAAUUGUGUUUGUCGUCAAGCUUCUGUCAAAUUCGAGACUAAUUCAUCCAAAUUUACGGUUAUUUUUAUCAUUCUAUAUGAAUUAAUUGAAUUUUUUUGCUACUUUUAUAUUUUAAGUCAUUUUUCAAACAUGCUGGAUGCAGAAAAAUUAUGGAUUCGAAUUUGGGGAACAAUCUUUUUCCCCCGUCGAACAAAAAAAUUUUGUUCCUUUUGAAAAAGGAGGGGGGGGGGGUUUUUUAUCUUUUUUUCCCAUUAUGUCCAUGAAAAAGUAUGUACGUAUUUUUUGUUCGUUAAGGGACGUACUUAAUUGUGAUAUGAAUGCGAUAGAGGAUGAAAAA
Messenger RNA from Venturia canescens, 6075 nucleotides. RefSeq names its product Organic anion transporting polypeptide 30B (gene Oatp30B). Lineage: Eukaryota; Metazoa; Arthropoda; Insecta; Hymenoptera; Ichneumonidae. The record is from RefSeq and is a predicted model, not a curated record. Gene Ontology annotation, molecular function: protein binding. Gene Ontology annotation, biological process: transmembrane transport; sodium-independent organic anion transport. The transcript is spliced from 15 exons. Bases 614 to 3562 code for a protein of 982 amino acids. Gene Ontology annotation, cellular component: plasma membrane.